AAGAAAAAAGCAAACAAAUUCAGGGGAAAAGAAUUAUGAUUAUUAUUAUUUUCUUGAUAGAUGAAAGAAAUUAAUUUUUAAGUUCGAAUAAAGAUUUCUUUAUUUUUCUCACAGCUUCCUUUUAUAUUUGCUUUAUUUUCUUUCCCUCCACUUCCUUCUACCUUUAGUCGUACCCGCUAAAGACCCGACUGGUUUUUCCUGUAUCUAGUGAAUAAUGUUAACUGGACGAGAGAGCUUGGUUCGAGUGAUUGGAAAACGACGACGUUUCCUUCCUAAUCGCCAUUCUUUGCUUUCCAUUCCGAUACUCCAGAGUUUCUCAGAGAAUAAUAAAAUGGAAGACGAGAAAAAUCAGCUUGAAAUAUCUUCUCAUGACUGGGUAUUAUGCCCUGUUUGCGGGUCUAGGAUUCGCGGGCAAGACUCCGUAAUUAACUCUCAUUUGGAUGCAUGCCUGUCUAGUGGAAGAAAACGAAAAUUGACUCAACGAACCCUUCUUCAGUUGAACUUUUGCUCACAAUCACAAACAAGUAGUGUUGUACAGGAUACUGUUAUUGACUCAGAGAAAUUUACUGCUGAUGUUGACAAAAAUGAUAGUGAUCCUUGUGAAUUACCAUCGGGUACAAAGCCUUUGACUGUCGAAACUGAUGUUGUUAGUUCAACUGAGAAAUCAGUUGAUGGGUAUGGGAUCAACUGCCACAUUGAUCCUCCUUCAUUGCCCCUGAAAGAUGAAGUGCCCAAAUGUGAUCCAGUCACUACUUAUGAUGAAAUAUUGGGCGCGACUCUUGAGACUUUCAUUGUUGGCCGUAGGUUUAGUGUUGAGAAGGAAUUAAAUCUUGGGGAAAGAAUCUGUCUUUUGAGAGACCCGGGUAAUGCUAAUGAUCCAAAUGCUAUCAAGGUUGUUUUGGCAGAUUCGACUCUCAGUAAAGUGCUUGGUUUUCUUCCCCGAGAGUUAGCUCAAUAUUUGGCUCCCUUAGUUGAGAAGUACUGUCUAACCUUUGAGGGGCAUGUUACUUCUGUUCCCAAACGUUCACUUGAUGCUGUUCCCAUUCAGAUUAUGUGUUCCAAAGUGAUAUCACAUGGUGAUAGAGACCACAGUCAAAUUGAGGCUUUUACAUAUUUAUGGAAAAAUGUUCUCCAUGUAGUUGAAUCUACAAAGAGUUAUGCAAAUAGUUCUACAAAAUACCAGCAGAACUUUCGUUUGUUAAUUCAAGAGGUUUUGAGAAGCAAUCCUGACCUUUUCAUUGAUGAUGAGAAAACUUUCAUGGAAUCAUUUCUAUCUCUGCCAGAUGACAGUCAGAGGCUUUUUGUUCGACUUUACACGCGGAAAGGACCAUGGUUCCGGAUGUCUAAUAUUUCAUACCCAGAAAUUUCUGAUUCUAAGCAUGCAGUCAAGGGGCUUUCUGCAGCAGGUUAUAUUAGUUCCUUUGAAGAUGCAAAAGAACUGCCAAACAGUGACAUGGAAGAGAUUUUGAAUUUGCUCACUGUCUCUGAACUGCGUGAAAUUACAUGCAUGUUCAGGAAGAAUGACACUCAUUAUACAAGGAAGCACGAUAUCAUUGCAUAUAUUGUGUCCAGCUAUGAAGAUGGAUCAAGCUUAUUUCUACAAACUGCCAUUUUUGAUAGAACUGGAAUGUGUAUUAAGAUAUCUGCAAAAGCUGAAUCCCUUAUUUGGCGUGCUGAGAGACUUUUCUUCCUUAAUGGAGAGCAGGAUCUAUCAACAUUUCUACAAGUUGAUUUGGGGAUUGUCAAGUAUCCAACCUACCGAUGCAUUAUAUCAGAACAUUUUUACUUGACUCGAGAUAAUCUGUUAGCUUAUGAAGAGGCGAUUGAAGUGGCACAAAUAAUGGAUGAGUCUCUUGAGGAAAAUAAUAGUGAAUUGGUAUUAGGAUGCAUAAAGAUAGCUGACUCCCGAAUAUCCAGCUCUACUGCAAAAGCAACUCAAUCAAUGGCCUCUGAAUCGGCAGCUAUUCUUCUUUCGUGCUUUUCUGCAUCCUGGGUAUACUCGAAAGUGGUUGUUCUGGGAGUUUCAUUUUUUGAACAUGAGCAUAGGUACAAAGAUGCAAUUAACUUGCUGAAGCGAUUGCUUGCUUGUUUUCCUUGUGAUGGAAGGAGAGGUUAUUGGACAUUGAGAUUGUCUAUCGAUUUGGAGCACAUUGGUUGUCCCAAUGAGAGCCUUUCAAUUGCCGAAGAUGGUUUAUUGGAUGUGUCGGUACGUGCUGGUUCAAAAAUAGCACUGCAGAGGCGAGUUCUUCGCCUAGGGAAACCUCCAAGGCGUUGGAAAGCUCCUAGCUUCUCAUACUCUAUUAGGAGGAAGAUCAAGGAGGUUCAUAUUCAGGGGAGACCUUUGAACCAUGAAACUGGAAAGAAGAGUAGGUUCUAUGGGGAAGAUGGGGAGCAGUGUGGAGUUGAGCAGCUUGCUUUGCAGUAUUAUGCUGGUGAAGGAGGUGGGUGGAAUGGUGUUCAUUCUGAGAGUGGCAUUUGGUUGACCAUUUUUGGGCUUCUUAUGUGGGACAUUAUAUUUUCUGAUGUACCAAAUGUCUUCCUCAACAGAUUUCAGGCUCCAAGCUCAUUAAUGCCAAGAAACCUCAAGAUUAGCAGUGGAAGUCUACUUAGUACUUCAAGAAAAAAGAUCGAGAAAUAAAGGAGAGGAAGGAAGAAGAGCAUAGAGAAUAGAAAGAAGGAAAUAAGAGACUUGUAUUGAUAAAUAUUCAGUAUGAAUACAAAUGAAGCCUUUUCCUCUCUUUUAAAGGAUCAAUCAUUAGCUAGAAUCAUUCUAGAAUGCUGUGAUCAAAUGACAGCUCAUAAUUAACAAAAGGACAAAGAAAUAACAAACUUGUAACUAAAAGACAACAGAAAGAAAUACAAGGAAAAUAACAACUAAAACUUCCAGUUGUAGUAGCAAUCAUUACUGACAUAUUUUCAAAAUAUCUAACAUAAUGUCCAUUGCUCCUCCCCCAACGAUUCUCUAGCUUAUUAUUGCCUCAUCAUUAGCUGAUAGUGCUGCUGACAAGGCUACUAACUUGUCAUUCUCCAGUUGACAGUGCUGAUGCAUGACAAUUCUCUCCUCUGCAAGAACUUUCUUGUCCUCAAGAAAGAAUUCUGGAACUUGUGCCUUCAGAAAACUAAGAUCUUCCAAGUUGCUUCUUCAGUAGUUAAAUUAAACAAUUGGACUAAAACUUGUUGCACCUUUUCUUUCUUUCUCAUAAUCUCUCUGUGUUGUAAGAUAGCCAUUGGUUGGAUUUUGAACUCCCCAUUUUUAUGGAUAGUAGGCAAUUCAAUGGUAGUGGAGACAUUAGGACCAAUAUGCCUCUUAAGGAGUGACACAUGAAAAAUAGGAUGAAUUUGAGAAGUGACAGGCAAUUCUAGAUGAUAGGCCACUGUACCAACCUUAGCUAUUAUCUUAUAGGGUCCAAAAUACCUGGCUGAGAGCUUGAUGUGUUUCCUGACUACAAUUGAGGUAUAUCUAUAGGGUUGUAGCUUCAGGUAUACUAAAUCACCUACCUCAAAACUUCUUUCACUUCUAUGCAAAUUAGCAAACUGUUUCUGUCUAUUCUGGGCUCUUGCUAAGUUUUCCUUGAGUUAUUGAACCAUUUGUCUUCUUUGCUCCAAGAAUUCCUCCACUGUUCCUACAGUAGUUCCCAUAGCAGGUAAAGAAGUUAUCAAGGGAGGAUUGAUACCAUACAAGGCCUUGAAUGGAGUCAGUUUCAAGCUUGAAUGAUAAUUUGUAUUAUACCAAAACUUAGCUAAAGCCACCCAUUUGCACCAACUGCCUAGUUUUCGAAAGCACAUGAUCCUCAAAUAACUUUCAAAGCAUUGAUUCACUCUCUCAGUCUGCCCAUUUGACUGAGGGUGGUAUGCUAAACUCAAAUUCAAUUUAACCCCAACUAAUCUAAAUAGCUCUUGCCAAAAGUUGCUUGUAAAAACCUUAUCUCUGCCAGAAAUAGUACUGCUAGGAAAGCCAUGCAAUUUGUAAAUGUGAUUCAAGAACAGUUGUGCCACCUUAAGAGCAGUAUAAGGGUGUUUUAAUGGAACAAAGUGAGCAUACUUUGUCAUCUUAUCAACCACAACCAGAAUUGUAUCUUUACCUUCUGAUUUAGGAAGUUGUUUAAUGAAAUCCAUUGAAAUGGACUCCCAAGCUUGAUUGGGCACUGGCAGGGGUUGCAACAGCCCUGGAUAUGCCACAUUCUCCACUUUACAUCUCUGGCACCCUUCACAUUUCCGAACCCAGUUAUAAACAUUUUUCAUGCCCUUCCAGAAAAAAUGUGCCUUGAGCUUGCUAUAAGAAGCUUUUAUACCAGAGUGUCCUCUAAAGGAAGAAUCAUGAAUUGCUUCCAGAAUCUUAUUCUAAUCCCUAAGCCUGACCAAUGUAAAUUCUAUUCUUAUACCUCAAAACUCCUUGUGAACAAGGGAAUGAGGCUUGGUAGCAGUAUUGGUCAAGGCUUGAAUAAUUCCUUGGACUUCUUCAUCAUUGUCAUAAUUGUCAUAAUUGUCUUCAACUUCUUUUAACCAUUUUGGCACAAUCACAACAUUAAUACCAAACCCUUAAGCUUUUUCCUCAAAAUUCCAUCCUUUUCUUGAAAGUGCAUCUGCUACCUUAUUUUCAAUUCCCUUACAUACAAGAUGCUAUAAUCCAUUCUAAGUAAUUUAGACAUACCCUUGGCCUGAAUGUGAGUGUGGAUCUUCUGCUGAAGCAAGUACUUUAUACUCUGAUGAUCUGUUUUGAUAAUGAAGUGCUAUUCUCCAAGUAGUGUCUCCAUUUGGAGACUGCAAAAAGAAUGGCCAUCAACUCCUCAUAUACUGAAGAAUCCCGAUGUCUUAGACUCAAUGCCUUGCUAAUGAAGGCUAUUGGUCUGUGGUCUUGCAUCAACAUAGCACCAAUCCCCUUGCUGCUGACAUCUGUUUCAAGGACAAAAGACUUUGAAAAAUUGGGCAGUGCCAAUAUAGGAAGCUUACUCAUAGCUUCCUUGAGAGUAUUGAAUGCCCCUUCUGCAGCUGUGCUCCAUUUGAAAGAAUCUUCUAGUAACUUAGUAAGUGGCCUUGCAAUAACUCCAUAUCCCUUUAUAAUCUUUCUGUAAUAGAUAGUGAGCCCCAAAAAUCCUCUUAAUGCCUUCAGGUCCACUGGUAUAGGCCAAUUGAUCAUAGCUUCUACCUUGGAUUGAUCAGUGCUUACUCCUUCCACACUCAUUAUAUGUCCCCAAGUACUCAAUUUGCUUUUGAGCAAAGGAGCAUUUGGAGGGCUUUAUUAGGAGUUGAUUCUACUACAGGAUCUGAAAUGCUAAUUCCAAGUGCUGGACAUGUGUCUCCAAAUCAGGGCUAUAGAUGAGUAAGUCAUCAAAGAACACCAGUAUGAAUUUCCUAAGGUAAGGCUCAAAAAUGGAAUUCAUCGGGGAUUGAAAAGUUACAAGGGCAUUUGUAAGGCCAAAGGUCAUUACCAGGAACUCAUAAUGCCCUAAAUGAGUUCUGAAGGCAGUCUUAUGUGAGUCAGCAGGCUUCAUUCUAAUCUGAUGGUAACCUACCCUCAAGUCCAUUUUUGAAAAGAAUUCGGCUCCUCAGCUCAUCAAGCAAGUCAUCUGUGAUGGGAAUGGGAAACUUGUUCUUGAUGGUAAUGUAGUUGAGCUGUCUGUAAUCAACACAGAACCUCCAUGUGCCAUCUUUUUUCUUAACUAAAAGAACUAGUGAUGCAAAUGGACUGCAACUGGGUUGGAUUAUAGAAUUUUUCAACAUUUCCUUUAUUUGUUUCUCAAUUUCAACCUUUUGGUAAUAAGGAUAUAUGUAUGAUCUAAUGCUAAAUGGUUAUGAUCCUUCUUUUAAGGGUAUACUGUGAUCUUGGGAUCUAGCAGGAGGUAGUGAAUGGGGCUCUUGGAAAAGUUGGUUGUAGCUUUCUACUAAUUGGAUGAUAGAUGGGGAUAGUGUUUCUGGUGGUAGAUUGUUUUUAAUGGGAUUGGUUGCAUUUAUAAUGGUAGUGGUUAAAUUGGCUUUACAAGAGAUUGGUAACAGUUGCACAACAACCUAAGGUUUGGUCUUUCUCAAGAGAUGCUGCAAUUUCUUAGAGGACAUGGAUUGUAGAGUUGCUGUUUCUUUCAUCCCCACCAAUUGCACUUGUUUCCCUCCUUUGUCAAAUGUCAGUUUCAUAUGAAUGAAAUCAAAGACCAUGGGGCUAUAAGUUUUCAUCUAAUUCACACCUAAAACCAUGUCAUGUCCCCUAAGUUUCAAUACUCUAAAAUCAUAAGUGAAUUCAGUAUCUUGCAUAGACUAAUUAAGCCCUUCACACUUGGUCCUGUCGACAAUGUCCUGUCCAUUGGCCACAGUUACCCAAAGUGUUUUUGCCUUUACUAUUGAUGCACCUACUUUUGUCACCAUUCUAGCAUCUACAAAGCUAUAGGUGCUACCACUAUCAAUCAAAAUGACCACUGACUUACCUUUCACUGUUCCCUUAAUCUUUAGUGAAUUAGCAGCUUCCCUUUCUUCAAUGGCAUGCAUAGAAAUUUCUAUGCCAUCUUCUUCUGCAUCAAACUCCUCCAUUGUAGUAACUUCAUCAUUUUCCUCUAAAGCAGUUAAAGCAUUCAAUUGCUUUGAUUUGCAUUGGUGCCCCACAAAAUACUUAUCCCCACAUCUGAAGCAUUGGCCAGGGACUCUUUUGGUGUUUGUAUUGACUGUUUUAGUGUAGUGUGCUAUGGUGUUUGAGUAGGAAUAGUUAGUAUUGGAGUGGUGCUAGUAUUGGUUGAGUUACUGGUAUUGGUUAGCAAGCUUUUGGUUUCCGUCCUGGGGUUGUAUCUAUUUUUGGUUCUGAUAAGGUUAGUGUUUUGGGUAAGGUUCUUGAGUGUCUGGUUCUACUUCUUAAACAAUGCAUGAAUAGAUUGCUCCUGAAGUCUAGCUUUCUCACAACAUUGGACUCCACAUACUAUCAAAUUUUGGCUAUGAGCAGUAUUCUCUCAGCUUAUAGAUUUGCUAAAGGUCGAGGAGCAAGCUGAUAUUUUAUGAGCUUACUUGGAGAAUGCUUCUAAAAGGAUUAGGUUGACAAGAGGCAACCAAGAGAAUUAAAGGAGGGCGAUACAUGCUAGUCAAGCUAUACAAACAUCAAAAGACCCAAGAUUUUUAUCAAAUAUGGAUAUAGAUAUGCUCUUCCCAUCAAAAGACCCAAGAUUUCUCUAAUUUGAUAAUAAAAUUAAUUUUGGACGAGCUUGAUAUUUGAUAAUAAGUUCAAGAAUUAAAUUAUAAUAUUAAAUUACCAGUUUAGUCUUUCGACUAACACAAAAGGAGGUAGUAGUUAGUUUUAUUAAAACUCAAAGGGGUUUUAAUAUAAUAAAAGAUGCAGGGAUCGACUCAUAUAUUAGACCAAACCACAAGGGGUAAAUAGUAUUUAAAACCUUCAAUUAAAAGAUGUUGGAUCCAAGCUUAGAAGGUUGAGCUAUCUCCAAUGGUUUAGCUACAUGCAGUGUUCCAUAUAAGUUUUUUUAAAUGGUAAUUAAUUUUUCCCCCUGGAUUUUUAUACUAUUUACCUCUUAACAUUUAAAACUUCAUCAUUUUAUUUUGUAAUUUAGUCCUUUCGUCAAAAUUUUCAUUAAACAAUUGUUAAUUAAGUUUAAUUUUAUACUAUUUGUCCCUUGAGUUUUUGUGUAAUAAACUGAUUGCCCUUUAUAGUUUAUUUAUUACACUAGAAACCCCUUGUCUUUUAAUAAAACUAACUAUUACCUUUUUCAUCCAAAGUCCAGACAGUUAAAAGAUUAAAUUGAUUAGAAAUUUUCCACUUAAUAAUUAAAUCUUUUACUUGCUCUAUUCUUUUAGAAUAAUUUAAUCCUGGUAAAACUUAAACAUUUUAAAAUGACUUGUAUUUAUCAAAAUACUGAAGAUUCAUAUAAUUUAAGUUUAAAUUACCAAAAUAAAAUAAGUAUUUUUCUUAUUGUUAAUUUUGUUACACUAAAAUUGUAACUUUGAUAAGAAGUUUAAGGAUCAAAAUAUAUUUUUUCAUCAAUUUAUUCUUUUAAUUGCAUUCAUUUUCAAAAUGCAAGAGGGUUUUAGUAUAAUAAACAAAAUAUAGGAGGGAAUUUAUUUUAUACCAAAAAUUAAGGGGUAAACGGUAUUAAAUCAAAUCUAGCUAAUGAUUGUUUAACGUAAAUUUUGAGGGAAUGGCAUUUUAAUAUAAAAUUGCAAAUUAGAAAGAUGAAAAAAUAACAUUUUUAAAUGUUAAAGGGGUAACUAGUAUAAUAUGGCUUUUCUAAGAUUGCUAGGCCUUUAACUCAAUUGUUAGUAAGAGAUGUGCCUUUUGUAUUUGAUGAUGAUUGUUUAGCAGCUUUUGAGUUAUUAAAAGAAAAACUAAUCACGGUU
Molecule: messenger RNA, 8322 nt
Organism: Ricinus communis (castor bean)
Lineage: Eukaryota; Viridiplantae; Streptophyta; Magnoliopsida; Malpighiales; Euphorbiaceae
Product: fanconi-associated nuclease 1 homolog
Exons: 15
Coding region: 215-2638 (807 amino acids)
Biological process (GO): interstrand cross-link repair
Cellular component (GO): nucleus
Molecular function (GO): zinc ion binding; 5'-flap endonuclease activity; hydrolase activity, acting on acid anhydrides, in phosphorus-containing anhydrides
Source: RefSeq, a predicted model, not a curated record